Molecule: messenger RNA, 813 nt
Organism: Kwoniella mangroviensis CBS 8507
Lineage: Eukaryota; Fungi; Basidiomycota; Tremellomycetes; Tremellales; Cryptococcaceae
Exons: 1
Coding region: 1-813 (270 amino acids)
Source: RefSeq, a predicted model, not a curated record
AUGCCACUCAAUAUAUCCACCAGAUUACCUUCGAACCUCUCCCAAUCACUCAAGUCCCUUCCACUUAAACCACUAGGCAUUUCCACCCUUUCUACUCGACCUUCUUGGAGACGGUCCGAAGAUGGGUUCACUUCUAUUGAGAAGGUACGAGAUAUCCUUACCAAGGAAGAAUACUUGAUGGUAUUUUCAACGGAUAACAGAGGAUCUUUCAAAUCAAUAGACGGCAAUCAGCUCUCGAUCGUUCCCACCGAAGGACCAAUCAAUCAACGUUCAUCCAGAAAAGGUGAUACCUCACAUAUUCGAAGAAGCAAUUGCAUCUCACUUUCGAAUGAUGAGGUGUUUAGGAUCAACAGUAAACCACUGGUCAUGGAGGAAGGUACUCUCUAUUAUGCCAAACCCCUUCCCCUAUCUCUCACAGAAAGUACUACUGCCGAAGCUAAAAGUCAAGUUUAUCAGAGCUCACCUAUUCUGGACUUAUUGAAGAGUAGGGGAUCAGACGUAGGAGAUUGUCUGGGACUGAAUAUCCUUAUACGUGAUCAUAGAGAUCUCUUAGAUGGUAAGGAAAAAGGAAGAGGGAAAGAAAUGGAAAUCAGAUCCCUAUACUCUUUGGCACCUUUACAAGGCCAAGAUUCAAUCGAUACUGUUUCGGAGUCCGACUCGAAAGGAGACUUGGAGUUGAUCACUGUGGAUGAUGAGAAAAACAACGUAUCAUGGUAUGAUCCUACACUUAUCAGAAACCUUCCUGAGGAUUCGGAGAUGUAUACAGUAGGUGCCAUCCCAUUGGAUGAAGUACUAGGUAAUCUCGAUAAGUAG